AAUUCCUUUUCACAAUAUUUUUAUUAGAUUAUGCUUCAAAUUGCGGUAAAAUUUUAAGCUAUUUUAGUUAACAUGAUGCGAGGGCGUUCGGUAGCAUUACAGUUAUCAGGUCGUGCUAGGAGCUGUUCAUCUACCCGACAAAAUGCUACAGAACUAAAGAAAGCUGAGACCUAUGGUACGGACCAAGAGCAACCACGUAAAGGCCGUGGUAGAGGACGACCACGACAUCCAAGGCCUGAAAUUUUGAUUCCUGAUAGGCCUCCAGAUGCAAAUGAAGAUCAAAAUCUACCAAGUAAAACUGCCCAGCCAAUGUGUGAGAAAACGGCAAACACAAAAAAGAAUAUCACUGGUCGUCAUAAGGACGAUACCAAAUCUAAUGUAACAUGUGAGAUCUGCGGAAAGUUUUUCAAGUUUCGAGCUACCCUAAAGCAGCAUGAACAGAUUCACUACGGAAUUAAAGAAUUCGAAUGUGAAGUAUGCCACACGCGAUUUCUGCACAAGGGAACCCUAAAGGUUCAUCUUCGGCUACACACAGGAGAAAUGCCUUACAAAUGUCCGCACUGUCCGAAACGGUUUCGAGGGCAAACAGCUCUGGAUUGUCAUGUGUUUAGGCACACAAAACAGGGCACAAAAUGUCCGCAAUGUUCUUCUAUUUUUGCCACACCUUCGAUUGUGAAACAGCACAUUCGCGAAGUCCACACGACAGAACGUUCACACACUUGCCAGAUUUGCGGUGUGACUUAUAAGCAUCGAAAAAGUCUUCGAUUGCAUCUACGCAACCAUCAGAAACGAGUUUGUCCCGAGUGUGGCAAAGUUUUUCACAGUAUAUAUGCAAUGAUGACACACCGGAAGGUUCACGCGCAGGAUCACUUCCAGUUCAAAUGUACUUAUUGUGAUCGAAAGUUUGAGAAGGAGGUUGAAUUACAGUCGCAUAAUAAACUAAGAUGGAGAGCAUAUCAGUGCGAUAUGUGCUGCCAUAGUUUUAACAAGGCUGAAUAUUUGAUCAAUCACAACCGACGGAAUCACUGGAAGGAAAUGGGCCUUGAACAGUUGAAGGUUGCGCCUCCGAAGAACGGUUGGAACAGAAAAGGUGUUCCAAAAAUAAAAAAAGUCGAAAAAUCAGUAGCAAAUGAAAAUUUAAUUACGGAAGUAUGCCAGCGAACCGAUGGCCCCUUGGAAAAUAACCAGUCGUCAGAUGUGACUAUGCCGGCAGGCUAUCAAAAUGACGUUAUUAUUGAGAAGCGACCAGCAGAGACUACAGCAGAAAUCAAACCGGCCGGUCCAAUCGAGCAUAAUAACGAAUUUGAUUGUAAAGUUGUAGAGACAUUUGAAAAACAAGAAUCUGAUUUCGAUUAUGAUUGUACUGCAAAUGAUGACCUGGGAUUUGCUGGGAACUCAGAUACAGAUCAAAUCUCAUUCGACGAUAUUAAAUUUGAAAGUGAAACAACGCAAAUACAACAACCUGAUUCGAUUUUCUUCAAAGCAGAAAUCAACGAAAAAGACGAUGUAUUUAACACAGAAGAACCAGUUUUAGAUGAAGUCACUGAUACUAAAGAAGAAUGCCAGGAAAAAGAUGACGUGUCUGAGAGUGAUGAUGAUGUGCCACUAGCGAACUUACUUUCAAAGAACAGUAGCAAAGGAAUUCCUACGAUUUCCAAAGAUAAGAAAACUAAGCGUAGGAGAGGAGUUACUGACACAACAAAAGAAAAGACUCCACAAAUUAAAAAUGAAGUAUUCAAUGAGACUGAAGAAGACAGACUAAGUGGCGAAGCAGAAAAUCAUUCCAUAAAAACAAACCUUGAAAUUAAAGCCGGAAAGCAGAAGCGACGUUCUCGGCUUGAAACAGGAAACCAAUCGCAGAAAGAAACGAAAAUUAAAGCGGGACUCUACUGUCCUUACUGCGGUGAAUCUUUUGCGGGGCGAACAUCACUCAAGCAGCAUAAGGUGGAAGUACAUCCAGAUAUGAAACCGCAUAAGGGGCCUUUUAUUUGUGAAGUCUGUGGCAAAUCGUACGCCACGGUGGCAUCGAUGGUAGUUCAUCGGGGAAGUCAUGCCGAGUAUCAACGGUUCAAGUGUGACGAGUGUCCCAAAGCGUUUACCUACCGGUGCUAUCUGGAAAAUCACAAACGAGCCGAGCAUUUGCACGAACGACUGAUUUGUCCGCUCUGCGGGAAACAGUUUAAGUACAGUCAGGAUCUGAAAGUGCACACCAAACAGCACGAGGAUGACAAACCGUUCAAGUGUGACUUGUGUCCAUCGGUGUUUCGAUACCCAAGUGCCCUACGUUGCCAUAAGGCACUUCACGUGGAGACUGUUUUUACGUGCGACAUUUGCCAAAAACAGUUCAAAUACGCCAAUAGUUUACGGGUCCACAAGCGUUUGCACACCGGUGUCAAGCGCUUCCGAUGUGAAAUUUGUGAUCGAGAGUUCCACACGAAAGCUCCGUUGGUACGGCAUUUGGCGACUCAUUCGGUGGAACGCGAAAUGAAGUGCGUUGUUUGCGAUAAGAUAUUCUAUAAGAAAAUAGAACUUGUCAUUCAUCAGACAAAGGAACAUCCGAACAAUCCUGUUAUAGGAAAAACCAUCAAAAUUCACGUUUGUCCGGUGUGUGGGCAGGAGUUUACCAAGAAAAGUAAUUUAAAAUCACACUCGUACAUCCACGGUGAUGUGUACAAGUACAAGUGCGACCUGUGUGAAGAUCAAAAGUUUAAACAACAUGCUGGAUUACGGCAUCAUUUAACGCACUUCCAUAAGCUCGAGAUACGCAAACGGCAGCCAAAGGAUGCAAGCAUUUCGAAAACAAACGACGAAGAUGUUUGCUCCGCAAUAACCGCCACCCUGGCACCGGCUGUUAGUGUUUUACACAAUGGAAUUGAGUUUAUGGUGCAGCGGGUUGAGUGUGAAUAGUGUUAUAAAUACACGUGUUACGUGCUUAUGA
This is a messenger RNA of Malaya genurostris, 2938 nucleotides long. Its product is annotated as zinc finger protein 62 homolog. The record is from RefSeq and is a predicted model, not a curated record. Lineage: Eukaryota; Metazoa; Arthropoda; Insecta; Diptera; Culicidae. Gene Ontology annotation, biological process: regulation of transcription by RNA polymerase II. The coding region runs from base 73 to 2907 and encodes 944 amino acids. Gene Ontology annotation, molecular function: RNA polymerase II transcription regulatory region sequence-specific DNA binding; DNA-binding transcription factor activity, RNA polymerase II-specific. Gene Ontology annotation, cellular component: nucleus. The transcript has 4 exons.